This is a messenger RNA of Dentiscutata erythropus, 417 nucleotides long. NCBI's taxonomy places the organism in Eukaryota, Fungi, Glomeromycota, Glomeromycetes, Diversisporales, Gigasporaceae. The record is from the annotation of a GenBank genome assembly.
GAACAGUAUGACUGGUUAUUUGAAAGUUUAGUUGACUUUGCAGUUGAGAAUGAAAUUAAUUUAAAUUCUCCAAAGAUCAUUACUGAUUUUGAGUUAGCAGAGAUUAAUGCAUCACAAUAUGCUUUCCUUGGAGUCACUAAUAAAACAUACUUUUUUUAUCUAGAACAGAAUGCAUGGAAAAGAAUACAAUGUUAUGGAUUAGCAAGAACUGAUGCAUGGUUCAGUCUUAAAAUAAAAUAUCUACUUGCUUUAGCAUUUCUAUCUCCUCAGAAAAUUCUAAGUGCGUUUAAUAUAUUAAAGCCAGAAAUAUCUGAAGAGGCAAAGAAUUUGGUCUUAUGGUUGGAGGAGACAUAUGUUCUUGUAUAUGAGUCUUUGGGUCUAGGUAUUCCUAGAACUCAAAAUGCUGUCGAAGGAUAG